Molecule: messenger RNA, 1531 nt
Organism: Sesamum indicum (sesame)
Lineage: Eukaryota; Viridiplantae; Streptophyta; Magnoliopsida; Lamiales; Pedaliaceae
Product: SNARE associated Golgi protein family
Source: RefSeq, a predicted model, not a curated record
AAAAAAUAAAUAAUGAAAUUCACAGCACUGCAAUUUUCGCAUCCAGAAUCAGAACAUACCACAAGUAGAUUCUCAUUCUGCAGCGUAGGAGCUUACAGAAAGAAGCAUCCCCUCCUCAAGAAACCUUCAAACAGCCAACAGAAAUAAUCAGUAUCCAAUCAGAAAAAAAUAUAAAGCAGUAGGAGGAGGAAGGUAGAAAAGGAAGCUAAAAGAAAAGAGAAGAAAAAAAAAAAAGCAAAAAGAGGAAGCAACGAUCUUUAUCCCUCUUCACCGUUCAGUCCACCACUUCAAAUAAAAUGCCCACCAUUCCUUUCAGGACAGCACCACCAACACCGCCGUGCCGCGGCCUCUCCUCCUCCACGACCUCCUCUCCCUCCAUCACUCUCCGACAAAGCCCAAACUUUCACUUGUCUUUAUUUGGGUUCAAGCCUAAGCGCUUCCAUUUCUUGAAGCCAUGCUCUUCACUGCGACAAACUAAGAAACAACAGCAGCAGACCCUUACAAAGGCCCCAAACAAUGCGCCCCAAAGCCUCAGGAGAAUCUUGAAUUUCAACCCAAGAGGUGAAAAUGACGAAAAUAAGGAUGGGAAUGCGACUGAGGGUGAUGGCGGAGAUGACGCAGCAAUUAAAGGCACAAUCUUGGCAGGGCUUCUGCUUGUAGGUGUUGUUGGUGGAUUUGGGACUGUUGGAUAUAUAUACAAGGAUCAGAUCAAUGCUUUUUUAACCCAGUUUUCUGGCUUCAUUGAAGGCUAUGGGCCAGCUGGAUAUGCUCUUUUUGUUGCAGUUUAUGCUGGAUUGGAAAUACUUGCAAUACCAGCCAUCCCAUUGACUAUGUCUGCUGGUCUUCUGUUUGGCUCGGUCACUGGGACUAUCAUUGUCUCUAUUAGUGGCACAGUGGCAGCUAGUGUCGCAUUUCUAAUUGCCAGAUAUUUUGCUCGUGAGCGAAUUCUUAAGCUAGUCGAAGGAAACAAGAAAUUUCUUGCAAUAGACAAAGCUAUUGGGGAAAAUGGUUUCCGGGUUGUUACUCUUCUUCGUUUAAGUCCAUUGCUUCCCUUUUCUCUGGGAAAUUAUCUAUAUGGACUUACAUCUGUCAAGUUUGUUCCUUAUGUAUUAGGAAGUUGGUUGGGUAUGCUUCCAGGAACAUGGGCAUAUGUGAGUGCUGGAGCAUUUGGGCGGGCAAUAAUUCAAGAAGAAUCUGAGAUAGGGUUAAGUGGAGGGAACGGUCAGCUAUGGACACUGGGACUAGGGCUGUUAGCAACGGUGCUGGCUGCAACUUACGUGACACGGCUAGCUAAGGAUGCCAUCAAAGACAUUGAGUAGACGGAGGCAUACCAACGAUGCUGUGGCUUAUCCGCGAUAUAGUUUUGACAUGUAAAAUUGAUAGAGAUACAUCACAUAUCAUCAUCAUCAUGUAAAUCAAGAUUGACAGACAUGGUGCACCCAACUGUAUAAGAAAAUUUUUAUGCAUCACCGUUUCCGUUUUCCUAGUUAUAGAAAUUUGGCUGCUCUGCAAACGGCUAAUCUUUGUUUCU